Messenger RNA from Gymnodraco acuticeps, 3111 nucleotides. RefSeq names its product GTPase IMAP family member 8-like. The record is from RefSeq and is a predicted model, not a curated record. The coding region runs from base 147 to 2759 and encodes 870 amino acids. The transcript has 4 exons. Lineage: Eukaryota; Metazoa; Chordata; Actinopteri; Perciformes; Bathydraconidae. Gene Ontology annotation, molecular function: GTP binding.
GUCCUGGUCGACCAUCUCGCGCUUCCGCAAUGCAAAUCACGCAGUCAAACUCAAACUGCGUAGCAUGGACAUUAUUUACAAGUGACGGGUUCUUUAACCGAGCAUUUGGUUUCCAGCUGAAGUAGAUUUGUUCCUGCAGUGACAUUAUGGCGACAGCAUCAACAGUGUCAGAAGAUUUGCAACCUUUGAAGCGGAGCAGCAGUUUUGGAUUACUGCCACCUUCCUUUUCUGAGCUGAGGGUAGUUCUGCUGGGGAACAGCUGGGCUGAGAGGAGUUCAGUGGGGAACUUCAUACUUGGAGACACUGCGUUCAACACUGAGAAAGAACCAGACCUGUUUCUGAAAGUCAGUGGACAGUUAAAAGGAAAAGAAAUAGUCCUUAUCAACACCCCAGAUCUGCUGCAUCCCAACAUCACCCAACGGAAACUUUCACAAUAUGUAAACAACUGUGUGAGGCUCUCUGAUCCUGGACCUCAUGUGUUCCUGCUGGUUCUACAGCCUGAGUACUUCACUGAGAACCACAAACUGACACUCUGCAGAGUCCUGCAACUCUUUGGUGAUCAAUCAUUCGAUCAUUCACUGGUAUUAAUAUCACCACCAGAAGAGGGGAGUUCAGGUUUCAAUGAAAAUGUUAUGCAACAGCCAGCAUUAAAAGACAUGAUCAGAAUGUGUAGAAACAGAUAUGCGAGUCAGAACCUUGACCAUUCAGAGCUGUUAACACGUUUGAGUCAAACUGCAAAGGAGAACAACGGAGAGCAUGUGAGCUGUGAUGUGUUUGAGGAUGCAGGUUUGAUGAUGGCACCAAAGUCUGAACUCAUCAAACCAGCUUUAAACCUGGUUCUGUGUGAGAGGAGAGAAGCAGGGAAGACUUCAGCAGCCGAGGCCAUUUUAGGUCUGAGAGAGCUUCCUUCAGUCUCCAACUCCUCAGCAUGUGUUAAACAUCAAGGAGAGGUGUGGGGACGAAGGGUUUCCCUGGUGGAGCUCCCUGCUAUGUGUGGAAAACCUCAGGAGGAAGUGAUGGAGGAAUCAUCCAGGUGUAUCUCCCUCUGUGAACCUGAAGGCGUCCAUGCCUUCAUCCUGGUCCUACCUGUGGGUCCCCUCACUGAUGAAGACAAGGGAGAGUUAGAGACCCUCCAGAACACAUUUAGCCCUCGGGUCAACGACUUCACCUUGAUUCUGUCCACAGUGGAGUCAGAUCCUACAGCUCCAGCUGUUGUUAACUUUCUAAAGGAGAACAAGGACCUCCAGGAGCUCCGUCAGAGAUGUGGAGGAAGACAUGUUGUUCUCAACAUCAAGGACCAGCAGCAGAUCCCAGAGCUGUUAGAUGCUGUGCAAGAGAUGAGAGGUACAGGAUCUAGGAGCUUUACAAAGGACAUGUUCACCAAGGCUCAGAUGGAGAAGGUUGUAGAGCUGGAUAACACCAACAGAAGACUUAAAGCUGAACUGCAGGAAGUUAAAAAGAAAAGUCAGGAGGGAGAUGUUGAUGAAAGUCAGAACAGAGAGUGUCUCAGGAUGGUGCUGAUUGGGAAGACUGGCAGUGGGAAGAGUGCAACUGGAAACACCAUUUUGGGCAAAGAAUAUUUUGAAUCAACUGUCAGUUCAAAUUCAGUGACCAGGUUUAGCACGAAAGCAACAGGAGAGAUUGAUGGACGUCCUGUCGCUGUGGUGGACACACCCGGUCUGUUUGACACAGCAAUGUCCAAUGAUGUAGUUCAAGAGGAGCUUGUGAAAUGCAUCAGCUUGUCGUCUCCUGGACCUCAUGUGUUCUUACUCGUGCUGCCGAUCGGCCGAUUUACCAAGGAGGACAUAGACACUGUGAAACUGAUCAAAACAUGUUUUGGCAAGAGAUCUGGAGAUUUCAUCAUUCCUAUAUUCACCAGAGGAGACGAUCUGAAGAAUCAAACAAUAGAGAAUUUCAUAAAAUCUAAUGACCUCUUGAAAAAACUGAUAAAUGACUGUGGAGGGAGAUACCAAGUCUUCAAUAACAGAGAUCAGAGCGACUGCAGGCAAGUCAGAGAGCUGAUGGAGAAGACCAACAAAAUGCUGAAGGAAAAUGGCGGCAGCUGCUUCACCUCAGAGAUGUUUCAAGAGACCGAGGCGGCCAUACAGAAGGAAAUGGAGAAGAUCCUGAAGGAGAAGGAAGAAGAAAUGCAGAGAGAGAGGGAGGAGAUGCAACGAAAACACGAGGAGGAAAUGGAAGUAAUGAAGAGAAGAAUGAAACAAGAGCGAGACGAAAGUGAGCAGAGAGCCAGACAGCUUAAAGAAAUGGAGGAAAAUAUCAACAAGGAACGAGAGGAGAGAAGGAGAGAUGAGGAGAAGAGAAGGAAAGAGGAGACUGAGAAGAAAAGGCAGGAAGAAAUUCAACGAAAGGACUGGGAGAAAAAAGUGUUGGAGCAGAAAAACAGAGAGAUGGAAAAGCAAAAGGAAGAAUGGGAGAAGGAGAGAGAAGCAGCUCGGAUCAAACAACAAGAAGAAAAUGAAAAGAGACGACAAGAGGAGCAAACAAAACUUCAGUUGUUGCAGGAAGAGUACGAGCAGGAGAAAGAAAAACAUGAACAACUAAGAAAAGAAGAAGAUAGAAAGAGAAGAGAACAGGAGAAGAUAAAAGAAAUGGAGGAAAACUAUGAAAAAGAACUGGAAAAAAUGGAAUGGAAAUAUAAAGAGGCUGCAAGAAAACUAGCCGAAGAAAACAGUGAUCUAAAAAAAGAAAACGAAAGACCCAGACAAAAACUGAAAAACAAAGAGUGCACCAUCCAAUGAUCUUCAUACUGACUCAUCAUCAUCAUCAUCAUCAUCAUCAUCAUCACGUCAGCAGAUGGAACAUCAUGUCCUCUUCAUUUAACAGCAGAUUUCUGGAUGAUAAUUCUCAACAGAGUCAAUCAGGCCACUCAUUGAGACAUUUCCACUUUGUGAGUAUUUGUUAUAACUAGGGAUGCACAAUAUUGGUUUUUUGAAACCGAUACCGAUAACUUCCUGCUUCUCAAGACCGAUACCGAUAACCGAUAAUAAUAUAAUAUAUAUAUAUAUUAAAUGUACCUGUAGUUUUUGCACACCUGGUGGUAAAAAAGAGACUAGUAGUGAGCAAAUGACAUGAGCGUUACUACUAUGAACA